CUCUUUUUGAUAUGUCUGAUUAGAUUAUUUUCCCAAAAAAGUCCAGCUCUCUCUCUCUCUAUCUGUAUACAAUUUUCUUCGUCUCUCUAUCCUGCAAGAUAAACCACUUCUGAUCUGAAGACUAAUAAAGUCUGAAGCUUGGUUGCGUAACAUGUCGGUGACAGCUCGUAUGAUUGUAAAGUAGAUUGCUUUAGGGGUUUUUUUCGAUUAUCUGAUUCAUUUAUCAAUUCGAUCGGAGAUUAAAGGUUACUUAGAGCUCGAGUUCGUUCUUCUUCAUUGAAUUGAAUUGAAUUGGGGUUAGAUUAGAUACACAGAAUAAAGGGAAAAAAAAAAGGUUACUUUUUGGUUGGAGAUAAAUGGAUCGAGUGGUUGGUGGCAAGUUCAAGCUUGGUCGAAAGCUUGGAAGUGGAUCCUUUGGUGAAAUCUUUCUAGGGGUGAAUGUACAAUCUGGAGAUGAAGUUGCUGUUAAGCUCGAACCUCUUAGAAGUAGGCAUCCUCAGCUUCAUUACGAGUCAAAGAUUUAUAUGUUUCUCCAAGGAGGAUCUGGUAUUCCACACCUUAAAUGGUUUGGUGUUGAGGGUGAAUACAACUGUAUGGUGAUCGACCUUCUUGGUCCUAGUCUGGAGGAGUUUUUCAACUAUUGCAGCCGAUCUUUCUCUCUAAAGACUGUUCUAAUGCUCGCUGAUCAGAUGUUAAACAGAGUCGAGUAUAUGCAUAUACGAGGCUUUCUCCAUCGUGAUAUUAAGCCUGAUAACUUUCUGAUGGGCGUUGGCCGCAGAGCAAACCAAGUUUACAUCAUUGACUAUGGCUUAGCAAAAAAGUAUAGAGAUCUUCAAACACACAAACAUAUUCCUUACAGAGAAAACAAGAAUCUUACAGGAACGGCUCGAUAUGCAAGUGUUAACACUCAUCUCGGAAUUGAGCAAAGUAGGAGGGAUGAUCUGGAGUCUCUUGGCUAUAUGCUUAUGUAUUUUCUCCGAGGAAGCCUUCCAUGGCAAGGCCUUCGUGCAGGAACCAAAAAGGAAAAGUAUGACAGGAUCAGUGAAAAGAAAAGACUCACACCAGUCGAGGUCCUCUGUAAAAGCUUUCCACCUGAGUUCACUUCCUACUUCCUCUACGUGCGUUCGUUACGGUUUGAAGACAAACCAGACUAUUCCUACUUAAAGAGGCUUUUCAGAGACCUAUUCAUCCGAGAAGGUUAUCAGUUCGACUAUGUAUUCGAUUGGACUAUCUUGAAGUAUCCGCAGUUCGGGUCCAGCUCCAGUUCUAGUUCCAGUUCCAAGCCAAGACCGAGCCUAAGACCAGCUCUGAACAUUCCAGCACCAUCUGCUGAGAAAGUUGAAAAGCCUUCAAGUAAGCAUCUGAUUUCUUCAACUGGGAAAGAGACUCGAGAUAGAUACUCAAGUGUUUUCGAGGCAUACACUAGAAGAACUGGCUUAGGAACCGGCCUUCAAGCUGAUCGGUCUAGUAGACCGAGAACCUCAGAGAAUGUUCUUGCAUCUAGAGACGCGCUAAACCAGGAGAGAUCAAUGACUUCAUCUAGGAACCAGAGUUCUUCGAGAAAAGCAGUAGCGGGAUCAAGUGUUCGAGCUACUUCCUCAGCUGAUUUCGCAGAGAACCGAACCAGCAGCAGGCUCGUCCCAAGCAACGGUCGUUCCUCGACAACGCAGAGGACACAGUUUGCGCCUUCUUCUUCCUCAAAGGCUGCACCGUCGAGAAUUCCUCCUGACGUUACACUAGAGUUUCUCAGUAUUGGGAACGGGAAGAGGAAGUGAUGGAUGAUAAUUUAUUUAUCCAUCUUUUGUUUGACAAGUUAUAUUACCUUUCAUCCUCCUGGUUGAUUACACUGAUACAGUGUGGAUAUUAAUAUUUUCGAAUUAUGUUUUAUUAGCCGUAUAAACAACAUGGUAUUAAAUAUUAAUACUCAGCGUUAUAACUUAUUAUGCUUUAUUUCAUCUC
Brassica oleracea var. oleracea is the source of this 1959-nucleotide messenger RNA. RefSeq names its product casein kinase I. Gene Ontology annotation, cellular component: cytoplasm; nucleus. NCBI's taxonomy places the organism in Eukaryota, Viridiplantae, Streptophyta, Magnoliopsida, Brassicales, Brassicaceae. The record is from RefSeq and is a predicted model, not a curated record. Gene Ontology annotation, molecular function: protein serine/threonine kinase activity; ATP binding. The coding region runs from base 357 to 1775 and encodes 472 amino acids. Gene Ontology annotation, biological process: endocytosis; peptidyl-serine phosphorylation; signal transduction. The transcript has 14 exons.